Messenger RNA from Saccharomycopsis crataegensis, 1683 nucleotides. RefSeq names its product Nam8p (gene NAM8). Gene Ontology annotation, biological process: mRNA splice site recognition. Gene Ontology annotation, molecular function: mRNA binding. Gene Ontology annotation, cellular component: cytosol. The transcript has a single exon. The record is from RefSeq and is a predicted model, not a curated record. Bases 1 to 1683 code for a protein of 560 amino acids. NCBI's taxonomy places the organism in Eukaryota, Fungi, Ascomycota, Saccharomycetes, Ascoideales, Saccharomycopsidaceae.
AUGUCAAACUUCAACUUUGCCUCCCAACAGGCUUUUACCCAGAUUGAUAACUCAUCAUCAAGUCUCGGCAUGCCUCAACAAUCCCAUUCCCCAGUCCAGCAACAGUUUGUUAACAAUCCUUCCGCCAUCCUUGCCACCCCUCAACAACAACAACAAAUCCACUCUUCUCCAUCUUCUCAGCAACAACAACAAUCAAAGGAAAAGUCUCAAUUAUGGAUGGGUGAAUUGGACCCUUGGUGGGAUGAAAGUACUAUCCGUUCAAUUUGGUCAUCUCUUGGUGAAAACGUCAUUAAUGUCAAACUUAUCAAGGAAAAAUCUAUGGAUCCAAACGCUUCUGCCACCAGCAACAAUGCCGGCUACUGUUUUGUUGACUUUGGUAGCUAUUUGAAUGCCUCAAAAGCAAUUAUGAAAAAUGGUUUACUCAUCCCGGGAACAAACAAAGUCUUGAAACUUAACUGGGCUUCUGGCUCCAACAACUUUGUCUACAAUUCUAACAACAAUCCUUUGACUCCAAGCAACAAUUCUAUGAAUGGCAAUAUGAACGAAUCAUCUAUUUUUGUUGGUGAUUUAGCUAAUGAUGUUAAAGAGCAUGACUUGUUUGAAUUGUUCAAAUCUAGAUACCCUUCUGUUACAAAUGCAAAGAUCAUGAUGGACCCUGUUACUGGAACUUCUCGUGGUUAUGGAUUCAUCAGAUUUGCAAACGAUCAAGACCAACAACGUGCUUUGAUUGAAAUGAAUGGAAUUGUCGUGAACGGCAGACCUCUCAGAGUUAGUACUGCUGUUCCAAAGAACUCGGUCAACAACUCAAGCAACCCUGUCAGUGCGACUCCCUUGUUCAGCAACAGCCCUAGCAGACCAAUUGCUCCACAAACUUCCCAGUUUCAACCUCCAUUGAACCAAUAUACUGAUCCAAAUAAUACCACAGUUUUUGUCGGUGGAUUAAGUAAUGGUGUUUCAGAACAACAGCUUCGUUCCUUCUUCCAAUCCUUCGGUGAUAUCAUUUAUGUUAAAGUUCUUAACAAUAAGGGCUGUGGUUUUGUUCAGUAUGUUCUUCGCUCUAGUGCCGAAAAUGCAAUCCAGCAAAUGCAAGGCUACCCAAUUGGUAAUUCUAGAAUUAGAUUGUCUUGGGGGAGAAGCUCUGUACAGAACAACCAAAACCAGCAAAAGUACUUGCAACAAUUAGCUGCUCCAAACUUAUAUACUCAAUUCAAUAGUGAAUUGGGUAACCUUAAUUCUACCAUCAGUACUGCCACCAACUUGACCGCUACUCCUGCCUCAACUACAAACUUCCAGUCCUCCCCUAGUCCAACUGGUAUAUCCUCAAACAUUUCCAUUCUUGGAUCUGUCCCAAUGAAUUCAACUCUUUUCCCAACACAGACUCUUACUCCUCAACAGCAACAACAAGCACAGGGUUUGUCAAAUGGCACCGGUCUUGCCGCUCCAGUUCCUACCGGUAUCUCCAACCCAAAUACUUUCAAUCUAUCAUCGACCCUUGGCGCUCCAUCCAUCGUAAACUCUAACUCCGUGGGUAAUGUUCCAACUAAUGGAAUCAAUACUGGUUCAAUGUUGGCCAAUAUUGAUGGAUCUACUGAUCAAUUGAGAUUGAACACAUUAUUGAAUGCUGCUAGAGAUGGAAGAUUGGAUCGUGUCGAAGCCAGUAGUGGUGGGUUCAUUUACGCCUGA